This is a messenger RNA of Prorocentrum cordatum, 394 nucleotides long. Lineage: Eukaryota; Dinophyceae; Prorocentrales; Prorocentraceae. The record is from the annotation of a GenBank genome assembly.
AUGCUGGCUCGUUUGAGAGCCAAGGAAUUCCAUGCAUUGGCUCGGAAGCGUUUCCUGUCCUGGUUCCCUGAGGGCCGGGACAACCUCUUCGCCAUUGAUCGGCAUUUAAUUCGUACUGCUGUGUCACAGCUGAAGCCGGCGCCCGCCACUGUGCAGGUAGUUCGCACCCAGCUGCGGCGCCAGGACAUCAUGAAGAACUCCCAGAGCCUGCUACAGAACCUCAAGACGAAGACGGACAGCCUCAAAGCGGCCGGCACGGCGGGCGGAGCGGAGCUGGUGGUCAUCGCCGGCCCUCCGGCCGCGGGCAAGGGCACCCAGUGCGACAAGAUCAAGGCGAAGUACGGCUACGUUCACAUCUCCACCGGCGACAUCCUGCGAGAGAACGUGAAGAACG